AUGAAGACUGGAGCAAAUCUAGUUAUAACUGUACCAAAUAAAAAGGAGAUUGUUUACAGACUAAGAAGAGGAAACAUGAGCAAUGAUCUAUAUUCCAUCAAACCAAUCCAUGGACUGAUGCAGAUCAUUGAUUCCGAGACAGAAUAUGAGGAGAAGACGCUAUUCAAACAGGCCUAUUUGUUCAGAGCGAAGAAUCUGGUUCCAAUAGAGAAUUUCACAGCAGAAAACUAUGCUCGAAUUCACGAUCGUAGAAACAAAAACGGAAUAGAUUUGGACCAGGAAAGGAGAUCCCUAAGUGAUCAGGAGCGAGAAGUGGUGGAUUUGUACCAGAUUUACGUGUUUAGGAAGGUGGCCUAG
Messenger RNA from Enterospora canceri, 357 nucleotides. Lineage: Eukaryota; Fungi; Microsporidia; Enterocytozoonidae. The record is from the annotation of a GenBank genome assembly.